AUGAAGAGGAUAAAGGAAAUCCAUGAAAAGAUGAAAAAGGCACAAGACCGUUGGAAGAGCUAUGUUGACCAAAUGAGGAUACCUUCAGAGUUUGGAGACAAGGACCAUGUGUUAUUGAAAUUUACUGCUAGAUUUGGAUUGAAAGGACAUUUCAAGACUAAGAAGUUGGGUUUGGGAUACAUUGGUCCUUAUCAGAUCAUUAGACGGGUAGGAGGGAUGGAAUAUCAAUUAGCAUUAUCUCCUUCUCUAUUCUGCCUUCAUGAUGUCUUUCAUAUAUCUCAACUCCGAAAGUUUGUACCAGAUCCUUUUCAGCCUAUUCUCUCAGAGAUGAUAGAAGUUGCAGUGGAUCUUACCUUUCAGCCUCAACCUUUCUGUAUCAUAAAUGAUGCGGUUAAGGCACUUAGGAAUAAGGAGAUAACUCUCAUGAAGUUGUUGUGGGAGGAGUCGACUAAGACGAAGCUACUUGGGAGCUAG
Lathyrus oleraceus (garden pea) is the source of this 474-nucleotide messenger RNA. RefSeq lists its product as uncharacterized. The record is from RefSeq and is a predicted model, not a curated record. The transcript has a single exon. Bases 1 to 474 code for a protein of 157 amino acids. NCBI's taxonomy places the organism in Eukaryota, Viridiplantae, Streptophyta, Magnoliopsida, Fabales, Fabaceae.